This is a messenger RNA of Talaromyces amestolkiae, 1071 nucleotides long. RefSeq lists its product as uncharacterized. Gene Ontology annotation, cellular component: nucleus. Gene Ontology annotation, biological process: regulation of transcription by RNA polymerase II. The record is from RefSeq and is a predicted model, not a curated record. The transcript has a single exon. Gene Ontology annotation, molecular function: RNA polymerase II cis-regulatory region sequence-specific DNA binding; DNA-binding transcription activator activity, RNA polymerase II-specific. The coding region runs from base 1 to 1071 and encodes 356 amino acids. Lineage: Eukaryota; Fungi; Ascomycota; Eurotiomycetes; Eurotiales; Trichocomaceae.
AUGAAUGUGCAGGCAGCACUGGACUCCGGAAUGUCACCUAUGAUUCACGAUGGGGAUUAUAAUACUCAACCACCAUCUAAUGUUAGUGACAGAGACCUUCUACACGCCACACGACAACAACAUGAGAAAACAUUAGAUGCAUCACCCGAAAGCUCAAACCAAAGCUCUUUACAGUCUCUUCUAGCAAAAUCGCUUCCGCUGAGGCUGCAGGUCACUACGCUCAUGAAUAGCCUCCAAGAUCAAACAACAUACGACCAUAUCCUAGCCGUCGGUAAGGAGCUGGCAUUGGCCAGUGGCGAAAUUACUGCCAAAUUGGAUCGGGCUACCUCUGGGAUCAAUGGCCUACCUGCGACGCAGUUUGCCCAAAGCCAUUGCAGUCACUUGAUUCGUCGCUUACCAAUGUGUCUUCACUUUGUCUAUGCCAUCAAAUCUAAGAAAAAUCCGCUCUACAGCCACUCACAGAAAGUUUGUCUGGAAGCUGCAUUGGACAUAAUCUCUCUCCUGGAUGACGAUUUAUAUAGUCGCCUGCUUCUUUCUGGCGGUGGAAUGUUUCGCGAUGUCUCAACUCGUGCAGCGAUUCUUAUUUUCAUGGAGCUGAGCCCAGAUGCCGAAGCAGAAGUAUCUAGCCUUACCAAGAGAAGAUACCAAGAACGCCAGAGCUUUCUUCUGCAAUAUGCUCAACGUCUUGUACAAUAUGCCGAAGAUAGAAUUCGAGAAGGCGAAACGAGUGUGAAAACUUAUGUGUUCCUUCGACUGAUGAUGGCACGAGCGGAAGCACGAUUUAAAGACUGCCCUUUUACAGAAAAUGAUAUGACGGAGGCUUUGAGGGAGGGUUUUGACAAAUGUCAGACAAUGCUGAAGGAUAGACUACUUAACGUGAAUCAAGCCAAUGUUCACGACGACGCGGUUCCGGGUUCUCCCCUCGGUGCUUGGACACCAAAUGAGUUGAACGAACCCUCAUAUUCUGACUUCCCAACAGACAACUUCAGUCUUGUAAAUGACGUGAAUAUUGACUUUGAUUUUUUGAGUGAUCAGCUCCCUUCACAAUGGGUUGAUCAAACCUGGUUCUAG